Notothenia coriiceps (black rockcod) is the source of this 768-nucleotide messenger RNA. RefSeq names its product diacylglycerol kinase gamma-like. The transcript is spliced from 6 exons. The annotation marks the transcript as partial. The record is from RefSeq and is a predicted model, not a curated record. NCBI's taxonomy places the organism in Eukaryota, Metazoa, Chordata, Actinopteri, Perciformes, Nototheniidae. Gene Ontology annotation, molecular function: calcium ion binding.
CUAACCUUCUCUUCUUCCCCCUCCCUCACUCCUUCCUCACUCCUCCUCUUCGUCAUUGUCCCAACUGUUAAACAGAAGCAAGACGUUCUGAACCAACCCAUUGAUUAUGAGGGUUUCCAGCUCUUCAUGGCCACAUACCUGGAGAACGACAUCCCAGAGGAGCUGUGUCAGCACCUCUUCACCUCCUUCAAGAGCAAGACCGGAGGAGGCUCCCCCGAUCACUCCCGAGCAGGAACCAGUUUACUGGACGCCCGCUCCAUUGACGCAGGCAUCUCCAUUCAGACUGAAGUGGCCUGUGCCCCCAUCACAGGGAUGAAUGGUAAGAGCAUCCUGUCAGCGAUGGGUCGUCACACCCCCGAUCACUCUGCAGUGAUGACCGCAGCGAGCUCCACCUCCCCCUGUUCCUCUCGCUCCUCCUCUCAGCGCUCAGGGAAGGGGGCCCAAACACCGGGGGGGCCCCAUCGGUCCCCCUGCUCCCAGGUCAGAUCCUCAGAGGCCGGCUGCAACGCCCUGACCCCCAACUCUGGUCCUGGCCGGUCCCCUGCCUCCCCCAAACUCUCCCCAGAGAGGAGUCGCUCUGAGAAGCAUCUGUCGCUGCGGAGGAGCCCGUCGCCCCAGAAGGGAACCCCCCUGCCGGCGCCCCAGGUGGUUUUCCUGAAGGACAUCGUCUGCUACCUGUCGCUGCUGGAGAGGGGGACGCCGGAGGACAAGCUGGAGUUCAUGUUCAGGCUGUACGACACAGACGGCAACGGGGUGCUGGACAGCUCG